Messenger RNA from Nematocida minor, 2316 nucleotides. RefSeq lists its product as uncharacterized. Bases 1 to 2316 code for a protein of 771 amino acids. The transcript has a single exon. Lineage: Eukaryota; Fungi; Microsporidia. The record is from RefSeq and is a predicted model, not a curated record.
AUGGAUUGUAAUAUUCUAAACCUCGGCCGAAUAAUCGGCUCAUUAAAAAAGCAAGUAAACCAGCAAGACCAAGAUAUGCUGCUGCCCUAUCUGGAAACCGAGCAAAGAACAAAUAUGGUUUUCCAAAUGAUAAAAGAAGAAGACUCUCUGGGAAGAUUCUACUGUCUAAUUCUCCUGGAGAAAAGCCUCAACAGGCCCAGAACAGAAGACGAGCUGGUGUGUUUUUUGGAUAACAUCCAGUAUCUGAUCAGCUCGAUCCACUUUUCAAGCAGCUUGGAGAUAUCAAAGAUAUCGUCGCUAUACUCGAAAGCUGCUCUGUUUUACUGGCCCAUCCGAAUGCCGGCGUUCAUCAGCACAAUAAACUCUCUCAUCGUCACGAGGAGCAACCUCUGUCUGCCUGUGCUGAAGAACUUUAUGCAGCUCAUCAGCGACUCUCUGGACAUAACGGAGGAAAGAAGGUACGAGCUGAAAAAGUCAGUUGGAAAAAUAGAAAACGACAUUCUUGUAGCCCUGUACCAGCACGGAGACAGGGUUGAGCUUCUCGAAGUUCUUCUGCUGAUGAACAGGAUAGAAAUACUGAACGAAAACAUCGUAGUUUCUUUUUUCAAGAACGUAGACACAAGCGAUGUUAAAACAGUGAAUGCCCUUUCCACGUUCAUCAACAACCUGAACAUAAGCGGAAACAGCAACGUGUUCUACACUAUUCUGCUGUACCUGUACUCAGCCAGCAGCAUAGACAGCAUCUCGUUCAUCAGCAACAACAUAAACAUCGUUGACAACACAAGCAAGGAAAUAGUCGGCCUGGUCUACAAAAUAAUAACGAAUGCGAUUGUGCACAUGGACAAGCUAGACACCCUGGACAUAGACACUCUUCUAAAGGUCUACCUCAAGCUAGCUAAAAACUACUCCAAGUACUUUGGCAAGGACGUGUCCGCACUGGUUCCCAUUUCAUACGAUGUUUUUUUCAUGAGCAUAAUCAGUACUGUUAGCAGAAUAGACAGCGCAGAGGAAGAGUUUAAGAGCAUACAGGACAGCGCCAUAGGCAUACUAUCUACAGUGUCUGCAGUGAUGGUUGAUGACAACACAGACAUGUUCAGAAAAUACUACACCUCAAUUCCCCUCCUACUGAGCGAAGCGAUCAUUAAAAACAUGCGGUAUCCCGUUUACACCGGGAAUCCCUACCUGGACUUAAAACAAAGCGUGCUUUUUAAAGACUUUGCAGAGAUAGGAAGAAACAUAGGAAAGCUCGAGCUGAAAACAAGCAAAGAGUGCGCAACUGUCAGAGAAAGCGUAGAGCUUCUGGUGGAGCAGGGAGUGAUCAGAGAAGAAGAAGGCGUUGACCUGUACAAGAGAUGUCUCGCUGUGAACAACUACUACGCCAUCGAGCUCGCUGUGUCGAUUGGAGUCAUUCUGAACAGAGACGAUCUGGUGCUGGGGGCAGUGCAGGACUUCAAAGGAAAGGGCGUGGUUGCCUUUAUAAGCAUCAUAGAGAAGUGCAACAGGCUCGUGUUCAAGCUUUUCCCGCAGUUCAAGAGCCACAUACUGAACAAAAACGACGAAAUGAUCAACGAAAUAGAUGCAGUGUGCAGGCUGCUGGAUAUGGAGACAGACAGAGUAAAGGAAGGGAACAACAAGUACAAAGUAGAUGCCCUGGAGGUUGUUGGAAGAGAGAUACUUGAGAAGAUUUUCAUGCGGAUAGAGUGCGGCGUGCUGAUGGAAAUAAGAAAGAUGACAAAGCUUUUCCCGUAUUUGAAAGAGAGAAUACACGAAGUGUUCUUGCAGAAGGUGUGGCUGCGCAUGAAAAGCGAGCUGGAGAGACAGCGGACAACCGACGACUUUGGAGGCAGUGCGGCAAUACAGAACAUCAUCGGAAGUGUGGCCGGCGAGUGUAGAACAGCAGAAGAGGCGCAGAUACUCUAUGAAAUAGUUGAAAGCGAAGAGUACAGUUCUCGGGGCGUGCUUUUGGGCGUGAAAGGAGUCUUGGAGGGAAGCAGAGAAAGCGAGUACUACGUGCAGGUGCUGAGUGCAAUGAUAAGUGUGCUAGUGAGCGUGUAUGUAAGCCACUCUGAUGAAAACACAAGAGCAUCGAUUGUGGGAAUAAUAAUAGAAAAAGAAGAAAGAGUGCGGGCAAUGGAGGGCGUGUACCAGAUCGAUCUAAGCGAAGUGUACGGCGCAAAAGAGAAAAGAGCCGUGAUGAAGAAAGUGCUGAGGCGGAUAGAGGGCAUGAACGAAAAACAAGGAGCACUUCUGAAGAAGCCCAAGAAAAAAGAGGGCGAAGAAGAUAGAUGGAACGAAAUAACAACGCCUUUUAUGUAA